Molecule: messenger RNA, 1707 nt
Organism: Pseudomyrmex gracilis
Lineage: Eukaryota; Metazoa; Arthropoda; Insecta; Hymenoptera; Formicidae
Product: elongation of very long chain fatty acids protein AAEL008004-like
Exons: 4
Coding region: 83-898 (271 amino acids)
Biological process (GO): fatty acid elongation, monounsaturated fatty acid; fatty acid elongation, polyunsaturated fatty acid; sphingolipid biosynthetic process
Cellular component (GO): endoplasmic reticulum membrane
Molecular function (GO): fatty acid elongase activity
Source: RefSeq, a predicted model, not a curated record
CAAUUCGUAAAUACCUACUUCCUUUCACCUGAAGAUAGAUACUUAGAAAAUUAUUCGUAUAUCGUGAACAGAAAAUCACAUAAUGAGUGUUAGCAGUGUUUAUGAUUAUCUUAUGAUUGACUUAGCAGAUUCGGUCACGCGCAAUUGGGCGUUAGUAGAAACGCCAUUCCCAGUAAUAAUUAUAACCUUUGCUUACUUGUAUUUUGUACUUUACGCCGGACCAAGUUACAUGAAGAAUCGACAAUCAUUCAAUCUGAGGAUCUUUAUAUUAUUUUAUAACGUAUUUCAAAUUCUUGCUAAUGCGUGGCUGGUGCACAGUUACGUAUCUGCCGGCUGGUUUACUAAAUAUAGCAUAAAAUGUAGUAAUAAUAAUGAUCUGACGAGUACAAAUGGUUUAAAGCUAAUAAUUAUUACAUGGUGGCUAUUACUAAUUAAAGUAAUUGAUUAUAUCGAAACGUGUGUAUUUGUUUUACGGAAAAAACAAAAGCAAGUUUCGACGUUGCAUAUAUAUCAUCAUAUGUCUACUGUCUUUAUUGUAUGGUAUUUUCUCAAAUAUAUAGCGGACCCCAGAGCAACAUUUGUGUGCUUAGUUAAUUGUUUUAUACAUGUUAUCAUGUAUACAUAUUACUUCAUUGCAGCGUGGAGCACAACUAUGCAACAAAAAGUAUCUGUUUUUAAACCAUAUAUUACGAAAUUACAAAUGACGCAGUUUGUUGCACUGAUAUACUAUGGACUACAGGCUUUCCUAGAUCCAGAAUGCAAAGUACCACAGCGAGCAGAAGCAUUUUUAUUCGUAUUUCUUUUGAACAUGCUACUAUUUCUCUACUUAUUUUAUGACUUUUAUAAAAAGACAUAUGGCACAAAACAGAAACAGAAAACUGCAAAACACGAAGAAUAAAAUUUAUGUAUGUAACAAACAGGGUUGAGAAGUAACACGUUACUUGUAACGUCGUUACCGUUACAGUUAGUAAAAACAAUGUUUUCUGUGUAAACGUACGCUAAAAUUAGUGGCCGUGAGAGUUAGAAAUAAAAUACAAUAAGAUAUGAGAUAGCCGCUUCUCUUUAUUUCAAAUCACAUCAUUAUAACAUGUUAAAUUGAGAGUAACCAAGUGUUUUACUAACAUUCAAUUUCCUAGCCAGUUCUUUGCGAUAGAUGUGAAAUUUUAUCUAAAACUUUCUGCAGAUUUUUAUGUUUAAACUUCUUUCUCUGCAUGUAGGAUAAGACCAAGCGUUUUCUGAAGUUUUGCGAAUUUUUCACGGUUUGUAAACGUUUCCAAAUACAUGUUUGUAAAACAAUCAGUUUCCUAGCCAGUUCCCAUUGCGAUGUAUUUAAGUUUUCAUCAAAAAGUUUCUGCAAUUCUUUAUCUGGAAACGUUUUUUUCAAACAUGAGUGUACGACUUUUAAUUCAAAAUUGCCACGUUCGAAUCUGCAAAAUCACUUUUCGCGUAUUUGGAUAAAUGGUGCAGACUUACGAUAACUUUGUUUUAUAAGUUGAUAAGCUUCAUAGUCUAAUUUGUUUUGAUCAAAAAAGAAAAAAAAUUGGUGUCGAAAUGUCGGAUAUCACAAUCUAUGGUUUUCACGCGUAGUACCAGAUUUUGUAAUCAAUGAUUAUGUUUAGAUGACUACUUCUGCAUUUGUUAAAUCGCAGAAAUAUUACAGCUUGAUAUAGGACAGAUAAUGAAUAUAAAUCCUGUACUAAUUUAAAU